CCCGGACAACAUUAUCGUUUUUGUCUCCUUUUUCCAUGCUCGCUCGGUUGCUUUUUGCUUUCCCGCUUUUGCCCCUGUGGGCGGCCUCCUUUUUUUUUUUUCUUUCUUCUUUAUAAUAGGGGCGGCGGCACCUCCUUGGUCUCGAACCUAUAUUUGACCGCUCCCUUCCUUCCCCGCUCUCGCUUAUAUAAAGCAAAAAAGAAGCCCUCGAAAGCACCACAACCACCGCUUGGUCCGCUUCCUCCUCAAUCCUCCAUUAUUGUUAAUAUCAUUAUCAGCCACCAAAUCCUUCGAUCCUCUUCCGUACUGCGGAAACUGAAAAAGAGAGAAAGAAGAAGCCGUCAAUGGCGCCUUCCAAGGAGAAGAAGCUCUAUCCCGCCCAAAUCAAGAACAACGACGGCGGGAGGAAAGAGAUGCAUUACAGGGGAGUUAGGAAGAGGCCGUGGGGGCGUUACGCCGCCGAGAUUCGGGAUCCGGGGAAGAAGACUCGUGUUUGGCUGGGAACCUUCGAUACGGCGGAGGAAGCCGCUAGGGCGUACGACAAGGCGGCGCUCGACUUCCGCGGCUGCAAGGCCAAGACCAACUUCCCCAUCCCCAACGAUAUCCCGGCUCCCAAGGCGGUUGAUGGCCUGGAGAACAGGCAGAGCCCCAGCCAGAGCAGCACCGUCGAAUCGUCCGGGCCACCUGUGGUGCCGCGCCAGUUGGAUUUCUUCCGCCCUCUCCCUCCUCCUCCUGUUGUCGGCGGCGCUGAUGCUGGGUUUGUCGGCAGGUUUCCUUUCGUUUUCCAGGUGAAUCAGCCGCCGCCGCCUCCGCCGCAGUGCGCUGUGUCUCCGGUGUGGUUCUUUGACAAAAUUGUGAAGCCAGAGCUCCCACCCCUGGCCGUCGACACCUACAGCCGGUGCGACGAGGGGGAGCAGAGCGAGACGGAUUCGACGUCGUCGGUGGUUUUAGAUUGCAAGGAAAACGGCAAGCGGCGGGAAGUUCCGGAUCUGGAUCUGGAUCUCAACCUCGCCCCACCAGUGAACGCUUGAUGGGCCCUUUUUGAAAUCUCAGGCGCUAAUCAAUGACUCAGCGUUGUUUUUUAUUUUUAAUCUUUCCAGUUCCCCCAACUAAUUAUAGCAAAAGCUUGAGCUAAUUAGAGAAUCGUAGGAAGGAACGGGGGAGCCAGAUCUGAUAAACAUUAUGAGGCUCUUCCACCAUUUUGAUGUAAAUAAGUCUCUCUCGUAUGAUCAUCAGGAAAACCCAACUCGGGGAAGGAAACGAAAUCCUUUUUUUUUUCUAUUUUUGCAACCCAUCAGAGAAGAAGUGAUGUAUUAUACUCUUCAUCAAUCUAAGUUGAGUUGUUCAUUAUUUGGUGCCAAGUUGUAAGCUCGGAUGUAUAUUCAAAUCUGAAGUUCUUUCUAUUCUCCCUUCAUGAUGCUGGGUUUCAUUUCAAGUAAGAAUCUGAAUUAAUUAGCGAAAGCCAGUAAGCCACCGACGGGAAGAUAAUAGAAAGGCGGCGAAUACCAUAACUGCGUUGAGAACGGAGAAGAGUUGUUUAUUGUUGGAAAGCGGUGGCCGUCGGAAGGUAAAUGGUACAGCAGAGGGACCCGCCGCCGAGAUCAAUGGGAGGAAGGGAAUGCCGUGUUGACCUGGUUGGCGGAAUGGCGGUGAGUGGUGUUACAGCUUAUCGUCUCCACCGUUUGGCGGCACGUGUACAGCUUUGCCGUCCCACCGCUUUCCACCAAAAUUAAUUAACCCCUUGAAUGAUAUCCAUUCAAAUCCCCUCCUCCAUUUUGCAAUUGGAUGUUUGACUCAUUCAAUUUUACUCUUUGGCAUAUAGAAAUAUUUCCUUUGUAUUGAUAGUUUAUUUCGUAAUUAAUUCGUAUGUAAAUUGUUGUUCAGUGAUUUUAUAUCGUUAAAUCAUCUAUCAAAUUAAAUUUUUGCUGAAAAUUAUGGGGGUCGGAUCAUCAAUAUAAUACAAUUUCACAAAUUUUGUCAUGAAACUGUGAUUUAUAUGUAUUUUUAAUUGUAGUUCAACUGCUUUAUAUUUCGGAUGGAUUAUAGUGGAUCAUACAUACACCUCUAUUUGAAUUUUGAGGAGGAGGGGAUGGAGAGGAAGGUGGAAACGGGAUGGCCGGUGGGACUGGUGGGGUCUGUUGUCAACUAAUGCCAGAGGUUGGAUUUUUCUGUGUGUUCCCGAGCGAGCAAGCAAAACCCAAUUCUUAAUUAUUUUAUAUUAUAUUCUGCCGCCACGCUUAGCAGGCUGCCACUUUAUUAGUUUGGAAUUUGGAUGGUGGGGUUUCUCUGGUUUCCGCCGAAUCUAUGGCUGUGGGUUCCCGCCUCGUAAGCGAGGGCGGCGUUUUCAACUUGAGGUGAAGGCUUUGUGACGUGUCGAGCUGGCGCCUUGGCGGCCAUUGAGGGCGCCUGCGGGAAGGGAUGACUGAAUCUGCAGUGUGAAGGAUGGCCUACACGUGGUAGAGGUCUAAGAUCGGAUGCAUAUGGUCAUACACAUUUGCAUAAUUACAUAUACAGAUCAACUCGACGUUAGAUCUAAAUUGUGAGAUUAAAUGAUAUUUUUAUUU
Molecule: messenger RNA, 2564 nt
Organism: Linum trigynum
Lineage: Eukaryota; Viridiplantae; Streptophyta; Magnoliopsida; Malpighiales; Linaceae
Source: the annotation of a GenBank genome assembly